Molecule: messenger RNA, 2594 nt
Organism: Ciona intestinalis (vase tunicate)
Lineage: Eukaryota; Metazoa; Chordata; Ascidiacea; Phlebobranchia; Cionidae
Source: RefSeq, a predicted model, not a curated record
UCUGUUACGAGCGGAAACUUUUUCGGAGGAAACGUUAGUUAUGUGGCAAGCGGAGCCCCGAAAUACAAUUCCAAAGGGAUGGUCGCUAUAUACGAAUCAAACAAUGUAAUCAGUUCGCCAUCCAACUUUCUUCUUCUACAUCCGAGUGAGACGUCGGGUUUGUGGCAGUUAGGAGCUUAUUUUGGACAUUCUGUUUGCGCUGUCGACAUCAAUAAAGAUUCGCUCGACGACCUAAUUGUUUCAGCGCCGUUAUUCAGUAACGUCACCACAGGUUAUGACCAAGGAAAAGUUUUUGUUUUCAUCAACAAUCCAAACGACACCAAGUUACAGAAAUGGGUAUCUGCGUCAUACCGCCCACAAUCACUCAGUGGAUCAAACGCAAAAGGAGCUCGAUUUGGAAUGUCGGUUGCAGUGGUUGGUGACGUAGAUUUAAACGGAUAUGACGACAUAGCAGUGGGAGCACCAUUUGAAGAGAUUUCUUCAACCGGUAGCGGCGCUGUUUACAUUUAUUAUGGAUCCAGCAAAGGACUGAGUGAAACACGAAAACAGCGCAUAACCGGGAAGUCCGUUACAUCACCGUUAAAAACAUUCGGCGGGUUUAUUGUAUCGGGAACAGGAGCCCAAAAUGACGUAGAUGGAAACGGAUACUCUGACGUGAUAAUAUCAGCACCUUCCAGCGAUAGAAUUAUUAUCUUACGAGCUCGACCGAUUGUCAAAGUUCGAACACAAAUCACUUUGAAUCCUCCAUCUAUCGACUUAAUCAACUGUCUCAGUAAUUCAUCAGCUCCUUGUACGAGUGUGACGGUGUGCUUAACUGCAUUCUACACGGAUGAUCAAGUCUUAACAUCACCAGCACCUAUCAAUGUAACUAUGAAGUUGGAUUCUUUACUCGGCAAUCAAGGUAAUAAAAGACUCGUGUUCGCUGGAACAACGUCAUCAAUUCAUAUAAAGGUGUACAACGUCACUUCAUCGCGUGUUUGCUUCACUUUGCCGGUUCAGCUGAACCCUGCAUAUUUUGAAUCAACUUUAUCGACGGGAGACUUCGGGAUAGUGUCACGACUCGAAGUGAGCUAUGAUUACACGACCAGUCAUAAAAACACGAUCAUGUCUGCAAUGCUUGACCCCUGGUCGCCAAGGGUUACCACUGCUGACUGGUCGUUUCAAAAGAAAUGUUCAGAAAUGAAGGGAACCAGAUGUAGUCACGACUUGAAAAUUGAAACAGCUUAUUCUGUUCCAUCUCAUGUUGUAAUGUCCCAACCUUUGAUUCUUGGUUCAAAUCCUGGUCUUCUAUCGAUCAAUGUAACGAUCACCAAUCUGGGUCCCGACCAUUCCUAUUUUACAAGGAUUAACGUCGUUGGAAAUCUUGACCUAACCAAGGUAGUCGGUACGUGUGUGACCAUCAUCGGACAAACAAACAUGCCAAAUGACACAACUGUUACUUUCAAGUCGGCAAACUCAAAUUUACCAGGUUUUAUGUUUAAAGACGAAAAGUGUUUUUUCAUAUUGGAAUACUCGCUGGAAUCUUUAACGAAAAAGGCAAUAGUGCGGGAGAUUCUAUUGAAAGGGUCCGUGUAUUCUGGCGCGAACGACACAGCGAACGUCAUAGACCCAAUGAUGCACAACAACCAAUUCGAACUCCGCAAACAAGUUUUCUAUACAGCCACAAUCGCUCACACUAGCAACUCGGUACCGAACUCUAUGUUCUACAAUCGCACCGUGUCUCCCUUAGCAAGUAUUCAUAACAUCAAUAAUGAAUUCUUGGGAGGUUCAACGUAUGCUGUAUUUCAUAAACAUUCGAUUGAGAACCGAGGACCAAACCUUGUUGCAAAAGCUUCUCUUGUGUUUACAUGGCCGAGGCAAACCAAGGAAGGAUUACCACUGUUAUAUCUCUACCAUUUCCAAUGCUUGCCUUUAACUUUGUGUCAUUGCGCAACGAUGGAAAAAGUAAACGAAUACGGACUCGCGAUAAACAACGGAACCGGUUUAAAAAAUAUUUCAAUUGACUUCAAUUCUAACACAGUUCUCCCGACAGAUACUACUUGCAACGACGUGAAGUGCGAUUCCAUCACGUGCACUGUCAAUCAACUUGGAAAGUUCUCCACAGUAGUGGUGACGUCAUCAUUUAAAGUCUGGUUACCAACAUUAACCCAGAAUAACCUUGCAACAAAACUAUCAAGCAAGACAAGUUUUAAUGUCACGGAUUCUCCCAUCUAUAACCUUGCAGCUACAACAACCACGGCAACUACCGUGGUAUCAAAAUACCUUCCACCGGUUCCACCAAUUGAUCAAAGCAAACUAGACAUCGGUCCACUCAUAGGGGCAAUAGUUGGAGGAAUUGUUCUGCUUGUUGUCAUCAUGCUUAUAAUGUGGAAGGUGGGAUUUUUUAAGAGCAAGUAUGCUAAAAUGCGACGUGAAGCAGAAAACACGGACGACAACCACGAAUCAGAACACAAGGACGACAGCCAUGCUGGGGCAGAAAACACAGAUGACAAUGAAAUUACAGUACAAACCAAUGCAGACGAAUAGAUUGAUUUCAAAUGUGUACAUGGAACUGUUAAUUAAUGAAAACUUUAACUUUUCUAACUGCUGCCUUC